This is a messenger RNA of Oryza brachyantha (malo sina), 735 nucleotides long. Its product is annotated as non-specific lipid-transfer protein 1-like. The transcript is spliced from 2 exons. Gene Ontology annotation, molecular function: lipid binding. NCBI's taxonomy places the organism in Eukaryota, Viridiplantae, Streptophyta, Magnoliopsida, Poales, Poaceae. The record is from RefSeq and is a predicted model, not a curated record. Gene Ontology annotation, biological process: lipid transport. The coding region runs from base 102 to 488 and encodes 128 amino acids. Gene Ontology annotation, cellular component: membrane.
GCCGCCAUGGCAUUCUUGAUUCUUGCAUCAACCACCACCAGGCAACUCCGCUCAAUCUACACCUAGCUAGUCGCGAUCAUCAGCAGCACGUCAGGUCGUCGAUGGCCUUUCGGGGAGGGAGACCGGCGUUCACCGCGCUGCUGCUCCUCCCCAUCCUCGCGGCGGCGGCGCGGGGCGCCUCGGCGGUGGUGCAGUGCGGCCAGGUGACCCAGCUGAUGGCGCCCUGCAUGCCGUACCUCGCCGGCGCCCCCGGGAUGACGCCCUACGGCCUCUGCUGCAACAGCAUCGGGGUGCUCAACCAGAUGGCCCCGGCCCCCGCCGACCGCGUCGCCAUCUGCAACUGCGUCAAGGCGGCCGCCGGCGGCGGCUUCCCCUCCGUCGACUUCGGCCGCGCCUCCGCCCUCCCCGCCGCCUGCGGCCUCUCCAUCAGCUUCACCAUCGCCCCCAACAUGGACUGCGACCAGGUUACGGAGGAGCUGAGAGCGUGAGCAAAUCCACUUCAGUUUGCGUUUUAUCAUCGUCUAGAUCAAUAAAAUGAGCAAGCUUUGAGACCACGGGCGACCUUUAGAAUCUUGGAUCAUGCAUUCGUGUAUUACAGUUUUUUUUUAGUUUGAUUUCGCACUGUCGUGUGUUAAUUCUGUCCAGUUUUAAGCUGCAAGAUCUUAAAUAACCAGCAUUUGGUUUUUCUGAAUGCUGAUUUAAAGUUUAAUUCGAGGUUUGCUUUCAACUAUCAAA